AUGUCUGCAAGCGACGAAGGUCGUGCUAUAGCUAAGGAAUAUCUUGAUUUCAAGCAGAAGGAAUUGAAUCAAACAGAUGAUACUGAAGUUGCCUUCGGUACAUUGUUAUACGAGAUGGGAGAAUGGCGCAAAUCUGGCACUUAUUUUGAAAAUCUGUUACAUCACCGCCCCAAUGAUUCUCAGAUUUAUUUUGGUAUCGGCCGAUCCUACAAUGCAUCCUCUGAAUUCGAUCAAGCACUAUCAUACUUCAAGCGAGCUUAUAACUUGAGUAUGUCAAAUGCUAAUAAGAAUACUGCUUUUACAGCCAAAAUUUGCUGCAGUACGUUACGGGCAUAUCAUGACUCAGGAAAUUUUGACCAGGCUCUUGCUUUGGGUGACGAAGCCCUUGGACUUUAUCGACAUCUCGAUGAACAUGCACAUGCUGUGGGUAUAGCUCAAGUACUGAUUAACAUCGGUCUUGUUCAUUUCGAUAAAGCUUAUACUUUGAAAAACAGAGGUGAAGUUCUAUUUGCAUUGGGUGAUCUUAUCGGUGCACUUGAACUAUUUGAAAAAGCUCUCGAAAUGUACAGCCGUAUUUUUCGGGAAGACAAAAAUCAUCGAGAUAUAGCCAAGUGUCAGCAUCUUAUUGGAAUGACUCAUCUUGCUAUUGGAAAUUAUAACAAAGCAGUUGAAGCUCUCGAUACAGCUUUCGAUUAUCCAUCAAACGAUGGCUGA
This is a messenger RNA of Rotaria sp. Silwood2, 714 nucleotides long. The record is from the annotation of a GenBank genome assembly. Lineage: Eukaryota; Metazoa; Rotifera; Eurotatoria; Philodinida; Philodinidae.